UCUUCUUGUAGGGGGCUACUUUUGAUUCCCAUUUAGUUUUGUCUCUCCUAUUGUAAUAACCUAAGAAACCAUGUCAACGGAAACUGAAUUAACAGAUUAUAAUAGAUAAUUAACUCGACUUCAUUUGUACAUUAUUUUUGCGUACGUUUUUUUUUCGAGUCCAAUUUUUGAUUGUUAUCCCCUAUUGUCAUUCAUUCAGUACCAACAACAACAACAACAACAAUUUACUAAUCGUAGUGAUGACAAAUUGCUAUUAUGAUUAUGAUAAUUUGUUUAUAAGUAAAUAACAAUUGAAAGAAACUCUAACUCUUUUAUUUUUUUUUUCUCGAAACUUUUUUUCCUACUUUACAAUAACAAAAAUGUAUUUUAAAAGAUACUAUUGAAAUCGGCUUAAUUGUUACAAUUAGAGAAUUACAAAUAGAAAAGGAUUUAAUUGUUUAAUCAAUAAGGUUAGUAAUCAUAUUGAGAAACAAUCAAGCCGACAGAUAACAAUCAACACAAUCAAUCAAUUGAGAGAUGAUAUAAGUUACAUGUGAAAGGAAAAAAAAGGUAAACUGGACAAAUUGUGAAUUUAGAACAAAUUUCAAGUUCGAAGUUGGAACUUUUUCUUCUCUUUCAACUUGUACAAAAUGUAAAUAGAAAAAAAAAUAUUCAUCAUCAUCAAGAUUUAAAUAGAAAUUAAAUAGAAAUGAUUUGUUUCUAUGGAACAAGAUGAGAAAUGUUUCCAUUAAUGUAACAUGUAUUGUGUGUGUAUGCCCACCGGUGGAUGCUCAGACUUAGUCGGCGGGGAAAUGAUAAGGUUAAUAUUACAAGAAAUUGUUCUAGAUAACUUCUGAUUGGACUAUUAGAUGUUCGUGGCUCCUCCUUAAUACCCACUUUUAUAUUGAGCAUUUCUAGUUAUAUAGGAAGUUCUAACAAAAUCGAGCAGUUUGUUUUCUCGAUUAUUGUUUGAGCAUCUAAAAGGAGAGAGAGAGAGAGACAGACAUUUCAAGUCUAUCAUCCUGAUCAUCAUCUUGAUCAUCACCAACCUCAUCAAUCAUCAUCAUCAUCGAGAGUAAAAAUCAUUAUUAAUCAUUUGAAAUCGUUAAAAGUUUUUUUCUUGUUCUUUUUUUUUAAAAUAAACUCAAUUCCAAGUGAUUCCAAAACAAUGGAAACUUUUACAAAGAAUAAGAUUUCAGUUCCAAAAAAGGAGUUAUCAUUUGGAAUUGAUAAGCUUUUAUCUUUAUCAUCUUCACCGUCAUCAUCAUCAUCAUCAUCUAAACCUCCAAUCACAUCAAUAAAUAUCAAUAAUUUGCCAAUACCUCAUCUACAUCAUCAUAAUCAUCACCAUCAUCAUCGUAUAUCUUUGAUGAAAUCAACCCUUCCCCUUUCAAUUGCUUCAAUAAUUAAGCAACCAACCUCAUCAUCACUAUCAAGUUCAUCAUCAUCAUCAUCUUCAUCGUCCUCUUCUUCCUCAUCAUCUUCAUCUUCGAUAUCAAUUUCAUCCAGGACACUUAAUUUGAGCUCAACGGCAGCGGUAGGUUCUAACAUCGCUAACAUCAACUCCACUUCUUCAGCCCAAUCAAUCACUCCCAACACCAACACCAAUACCAACACUAACACUAACAACAACAACAACAACAACAACAACGGUGUAAAAUCAGCUGGUAAAAUGUUUACCUGUUUAGAGUGCGGGAAGAUAUUCAAUGCACAUUAUAACUUAACCCGUCACAUGCCAGUCCACACCGGGGCUCGGCCGUUUGUUUGCAAAGUUUGCGGUAAAGGUUUUCGCCAAGCGUCAACUUUAUGUCGUCACAAAAUCAUCCACACCGCUGAGAAACCCCACAAAUGUGUCACCUGUGGUAAGGCUUUCAACAGAUCGUCAACCCUUAACACCCACAUGAGAAUCCACAACGGAUACAAACCCUGGAUUUGUGAGUAUUGUGGAAAGGUUUUCACCAAAAGGGACUACAAGAAUCACAAAUUAACUCAUUCCGGGGAAAAGGCCUACAAAUGUGAGAAAUGUAAUAAAGCCUUUCACCAGGUAUACAAUUUGACCUUUCACAUGCACACUCACACCGACAAGAAACCUUAUACCUGUAAAGCUUGUGGUAAGGGUUUUUGCCGCAAUUUUGAUCUUAAAAAACACAUGAGAAAAUUACAUGAUCUAAAUUGUUCCGCCUCAAUGUUUACAAUUAGCCCUUGAAAACUUGUCACUUGUAAAUUGUUCACAAUCAAAUCUUGUAAUUGUUAAGCUAAAUUGUAAUUUUUUCAUCCUCUAGUCUUUCACAUCACCAUCAUCAUUAAUCAUAAAAAAAACAACCACAACAAUUUGAUUAAUAUAAUAAUAAUCCUUUGAAACCAAAAAUAAUCAAUAAAUAACACCAAACAAUUUAAAAGUUGAUUUAUAUAAUGUUAUCAAAAAAAUGACCAAAUUAAAAUAAACAAUUUAGUAAUUGGUAAAAUUUACUCUUACUUUGUGAUCCAAUUUUUUGUGACUUUAUCGAGUGAGUUGAU
Messenger RNA from Panonychus citri (citrus red mite), 2496 nucleotides. Its product is annotated as fez family zinc finger protein erm-like. The record is from RefSeq and is a predicted model, not a curated record. Lineage: Eukaryota; Metazoa; Arthropoda; Arachnida; Trombidiformes; Tetranychidae. Gene Ontology annotation, cellular component: nucleus.